AAUACUUAGCCUGAUAAUUCACCAAAUAACAUUGUAUACACUCGCUGGUUAAACGAGAUAAUGUAUUUGAUUGGGAAAAUACCGAAAUUGAAGCUUGUCAAAACUUGGAUCAUUGCACAACUGUUUUAUUGGUAAACUAUCACAUGUGUUUAUCUAUCCAGGCUGAUAAUAAAUACGCAAAGGACUACUGUUUUAAAGGAGUCAAGGGAACGUACCAAGAACAAUACCUCUGUGGAAUAAGCAGCUAGCUUUGUUUGCUGGGAACGUCUAUAGUACAUUGAGGUGCAAUGGAUGAAAACGACGUUGAUAGAUCGUCACAACGCGCCAAUCUCAUUGAACAACGAAUGUUUGAAAUUACAUUGUCGUCAAUUGAAACUCUGAAACAUGCAACGGCUAUUGAGCUUCAUAAAUCUCAAAACGAAAUGAAGAAGCGGCUUAGAAAAUACAGGGACAGACAGCGGGAGAUAGUCCGAAAUCGGUCGGAUGUCGACACCGACCCGAUAGAGGUACUAAUGACCCGACAAAUGAAGAAUAAGGCGAAGGCAAAAAUGAAAAGUCGCCCAAAGACCUGCGCGGGACAAGGCAGAACAGGGUCCGUUUCUCCAAGAAGCAAAAGUGUGACCCCACGUGUGCCAAAAUCUGUGAGCAGCAGGAUGUCCUCUCAUGAGAAGGGUAACCAACUGAGACUGUUCUGCGACUCUUCCAGCGAAAAUGAAUCUGACGAUUCCAAUUCCGACGUAGAGUUGGACGGAUCGUUCAUGAUUGACCAACAAAAGUCAAAAAUAGAUCUGAGGCCGAAAACCGCCAUAGACAUCUCCCGGCGUGGCGUCUCGCUGGAACAGUUUGUGAACAAUGGGCGCCUGGGACCGGCAGUGAGGCAGGUCAGGUACUUUGACGAGGAUGAGUUGAAGGACCGUGGUAGCUUUUACAGGCACCUGGUCGAUAAGAGGAUACAGGAGGAGAACAACAAAUUAAACAACUUGGACGAUGCUGUUGCCAAGUUUUGUGGGAGUGAAACAAUUCAAACUAUGACAAAGAAAAUGCAAUCGAAGAGAAACUUCUUUAUGAGUAAUCAAGAAUGGGCAAACAAUGUGAGUUCAAAAAAGAAAUCGCAGGGAGGAGGUGAUAUAAAGGGUGGAAGUCAGCUCGGACGAAUGGAUGGCACUAUACAAAAGGGCUCGCUUCGGCCUAAUACGUCAGCUGGAUUCCACAAACCAAUGCGUUCCAAUAUAAAAUCCUUUAAGCGACCUUCUUAUAUUGCAACCUAAUGUAGGAGUUAUUAUGUCAAUCUAUUUAUAAAAAGAGAUCUUUUUGUUGAUAGAAAUGUUCUGUUUUGCUAUUAUAUUAACACUUAUAAUUGUAUAUUAAAUUUUGUAUUCUUUAUAUUUACUUUCAUAUAUGUUCUAAUAAUCCAGUCAAUGAACGCUACAUUUGUAUACAUGCACCAAAAAGCAGCCUCGUCAUUUUUAAUGAGAACCCCAUCUGAACCUAAGCCCUGUUUUUAUCACCUAUUGGCAAAAAGUAUCCAGAAAGUACCAAAAAACAUCCUUUAAUACGUUGCAUAUGUGUAAUGCAAACUUUUUUCACGAUCGUAUGUAUAGGUUUGUAAAAAGUGUAACUACUCCAUUAAAAACGUUUUAUUA
Messenger RNA from Mya arenaria, 1643 nucleotides. RefSeq lists its product as uncharacterized. The coding region runs from base 288 to 1268 and encodes 326 amino acids. The transcript is spliced from 3 exons. Lineage: Eukaryota; Metazoa; Mollusca; Bivalvia; Myida; Myidae. The record is from RefSeq and is a predicted model, not a curated record.